AUUUGACAACGUCACUGAUUAAGACAACAUUAUUGAACAUAUGGAUUUUGGAAUACAAUUCUAAAUAUUUCAAUUCAAGGGUUACUGAGGCUAUAGGGCGUUAAAUAUGACUGCUUAAAGAUGGGUGGAGACAUGAUGCGGACAUCUGGAGGUUUUCAAAGGAUAGACUGACUUCUAAUACAUGACAUACUAAUCAAAAGUAAAGAUGACUGAAAGAAAAAUACCACAUGUUAAGGACAUUUUUGGUGGUGGAAAGGCUGGAAAGUUCAAGUACAGUGACUAUGAUGGCAAAGCUAAACAAAAAGAAGAUGUUGAAACAACAGAAGUUGUAGAUGCUAAACUUCAAAUUCUAUCACACCCAGAUUUUGAUGUUACCCAGAAAAACCCAGAAUAUAAGAAGAAGUCCUUUGCCCAGUUAGCAGACCGUAAACUGCUAGGAGCUCAUGGUAAAGGUCCAGCCCCCCAGGCUCCAUCGCAAUAUGGGAACUAUGAAAAACAACAUGAUGAUACUGGUAUAGAUGGCACAGGGGUAGAAGGCAUUCUCCCUGGAAUACAAAGGAUGCCUCCUACAGACUUUAACCACAAUGAUAGGGAUGGUGAUUCAGACUAUGAUGAAGGGUUCCCAAAUGUGAGUGGAAAUGGUUUUCCAGAUAUGAAUGGAUUUCUCAGCAGUAUGUCAAGCAGUUCAAAAUAUAACCCAAUUUUUGAGGAUAAACAAACACGUGAAUCAGAGCACAAUAGAGUGAACCGGAAUGUCCCUGCUUUUAUGUCCAUAUUUACUGAACCAGAAAUUGACAAUGAUGGUGAAAAUGUGACGUCAAAUGAGGAUCUAUAUAAAGAGGAUGCCUAUGAAUUAUCUGAAAGGGACAAAGAGAAUUUAACAGGAGGACCUGUAACAAGUGACGAUACAACACCAGUACCUCCUCCGAGAAAAAACAAAAUGGUGCGAAAUAAAGCACCAGACAAGGAAGGAUAUGAAAUUGAAGAAGAAGUGAUGGAAUUUUCAAGUGAGAGCGAUGAUGAGAAUAAAGCAGGUGGCACAAAUAUCUAUCAACAAUAUGAUGGAGAUGAUUUUGGACAGUAUAUUGAUAGUGAUGUUGAGGAGGACUCUGGGAUAGGUGAUGAUGGCACAACAAGGAGACGUACCAUCACGCAACCUCAUAUGAAGCAGCAAAGACCCGCUAAACCCGUACCACUGCCUCCUAGGCAGUCAAGCAGAGGGGGCAUCGCAUUGAAAAAGAAGCUGGAUAAAUCACUCUCUGGGGCUCAUAAGCCUAAACGAUAUGGAAGUUCACUGCAUAAUUACAGCUAUGCAGACACUAAAAUAGGCACCGAAGAUGUCUAUGGUAAAAAGAUGUCUCUAAUGAAAAACAAAGGUCGUCCUGAGGAUGAUCGUGAAAAUACAAAACUUUGGUGGAGUUAUGACAUGCUUUCUGCUCAGACAAGUGACAAUAACGUUGAAGUUUUGUAUAAAUCACAACGAAAAAACAAUGCUGGUGAACUAUUAGCAGAGAUUGCUGGAAACAACAAAAAGAGUAACAGAGAAAUGAUAGUGCCAUCUACAAGCUAUAAUGAUAACUUUGAGUCGUUGAGGAAGGAGAUUCAAUAUGAUGCUCCUCUAAUUCCUAAGAAAGAGAGUCCUCUAAAGAAACUGACAGGAUCUAUCAGGGCUAGAACCAGCCAGGAGGUGAAUAUUUAUGCUAAUGCUGCAGCUAAUCCUAUCUACCAUGACAUUCACGACAAAACAGGUUCUCAUUUUUAAAAAGCACUAGCAAUCUCAAAAAACAUAUCAGCUUCUACUUAGACUUUUCUUGUGAAAUUCACAGUGGCUUCGAAAAUGAUGAAUGAGAUUGCGACUGCCAUGACCAAACAUGAAAUGAAUAUACAAACUGUACCCCACAACUAUUUUCUGGGGCAGACUUCUCAAGCACUAUUUUUUCUGUAUUUUAUUAAGGAUAACCUCAGAUUUUUCAUUGAUAUGUCUUUUCCCAUCUAAAAAUAAUUUCCCCUGUCUCAAGUGACUGAAUCAACAGACACAUGUAAUAUUCCACCUCCGAACGCUCAGUCUUCACUGCGUUCACACAAAAACUGAGUGAAGGAAGAUGGUAGUAUUCACAAAUCAAUGAAAAUCAUAUCUGAACAGCUUAUUUUGGCUAAUGAUAACAUCUGAUAUGCAUUACCACAACCAUGGGACAAAAACAAGUGAAGCACAUUACAAAGACAUACAUGUAGAUUUCAAUAAGAAGUCCCACCAGAUCCUAAAUGCCCCUCCCCCAUCUUAUAUGUUUAUGAGAGGACAGGGGUGGUAUGAGGGGG
Owenia fusiformis is the source of this 2316-nucleotide messenger RNA. The record is from the annotation of a GenBank genome assembly. Lineage: Eukaryota; Metazoa; Annelida; Polychaeta; Sabellida; Oweniidae.